Salvia splendens (bonfire salvia) is the source of this 841-nucleotide messenger RNA. Its product is annotated as transcription factor bHLH162. The record is from RefSeq and is a predicted model, not a curated record. Gene Ontology annotation, cellular component: RNA polymerase II transcription regulator complex. Gene Ontology annotation, biological process: regulation of transcription by RNA polymerase II. Lineage: Eukaryota; Viridiplantae; Streptophyta; Magnoliopsida; Lamiales; Lamiaceae. The transcript has 3 exons. Gene Ontology annotation, molecular function: DNA-binding transcription factor activity, RNA polymerase II-specific; protein dimerization activity; RNA polymerase II transcription regulatory region sequence-specific DNA binding. Bases 51 to 605 code for a protein of 184 amino acids.
UGUACCACUUCACCUCCCACACUCACUAGAAAAUUGUCAAGCAUAAAAUUAUGAAUCACCCUAUUUCCCCAUCCACAUAUGAUAGAAAAACUAUUGAAAAAAACAGAAGAAAUCAAAUGAAAGCUCUCUACUUCAAACUCUGCUCUCUCCUUCCUCCUCAAUCUUCAAAGGAAAUAGGUAGCAUGUCUGAUCAAUUAGGAGAAGCUGCAAUGUACAUAAAUGAGCUACAAGAGAGGCUGGAGGUGCUGAAGCAGAAGAGAAAUUUUUUGAAGGUGCAUAAAUCUGUUAGCUCCAGUUUUAGUUUUAGGGGUGAAUGUGAAUCCAAUGCUGGUGGAGGGCCGAACCAACCGUCGUCCCUCGAAGUUCAUGCCAACCGCUCGAGUCUUGACGUGGUUUUGGUGACUGGAGUCGAACACCGGUUUAUGUUCAAGGAAAUUAUUAGGAUUCUAACCGAGGAAGGUGCUGAUGUUGCUAACGCGGCUCUCUCUGUGCUGGACGGGACCGUAUAUCACAAUGUGUAUUCCGAGAUUGGAGGGAGUGGAUUGGAAAUUGGAGGUGCAAGAAUUUUUGAGAGGCUGUCAAGAUUUCUGGGUGACUGCAACUGAUUAUUAAUAAUUUUUUGCUCAUAUAUUUCCAUCUCUAAAUUUUUUGGAGAUGGAAAUUGAUGCAAGUGAUCAGUCAAUCCAUUGUGUAAUUUCAAGUAAGUGAUUUGUGAUGUUGAGGUCGUUUUUACAGACAAUGAGAGUAGCAACAACAAUAACAGUGGUUGCUACGGCAUGAGAUGUGAUAAUUGUGUUCAACAUUAAAUAAAUGAUUAGAAUAAAUUUGUAUCGUCAUUCAA